CAGCUUCCAGUGAGGGAAACUUACCUCAGACUCUUGUUUCAGACAAAAGAAUCCAAACAUUCUCACUGAACUCUAUAAAAGUAAGACCAGACAUUCGGAUAAAACUGCACAAGAAAACUGACGGACUCAAAACUAAAGCGCCCUCACCAAAUGGAGCCAACGCCGGAAUACGCUGACUCGUACGACUACUAUGAAGAUAACGAGACUGCGUGCGACUACUCAGAGUGGGAGCCGUCUUAUUCUCUCAUUCCCGUGCUGUACAUGCUCAUUUUCAUCCUCGGUCUCUCCGGGAACGGCGUGGUUAUUUUCACCGUCUGGCGCGCCAAAUCCAAACGGCGCGCGGCAGACGUUUACAUCGGUAACCUGGCGCUCGCGGACCUGACGUUCGUCAUCACGCUGCCGCUGUGGGCUGUGUACACCGCGCUGGGUUACCACUGGCCGUUCGGCGUGGCUCUCUGCAAGAUCAGCAGCUAUGUGGUGCUAGUAAACAUGUACGCAAGCGUUUUCUGCCUGACCUGUCUGAGUUUUGACCGCUACCUUGCCAUCGUCCACUCUCUGUCCAGCGGGCGGCUCCGGUCCCGGGCCACCAUGCUGGCGUCGCUGGGUGCCAUCUGGUUCCUCUCGUGCCUGCUGGCCGUGCCAACUCUCCUGUUCCGCACUACGGUGAAUGACGCCGGGAACAACCGCACCACCUGUGCGAUGGACUUCAGCCUGGUCACUCUCAAUCAGCAUCACGAAUCCCUUUGGAUUGCAGGUCUAAGCCUUUCGUCCUCCGCUCUUGGUUUUCUUCUGCCUUUCUUGGCCAUGACCGUCUGCUACUGCUUCAUCGGCUGCACGGUCACCCGGCAUUUCAGCCACCUGCGCAAGGAAGACCAGAAGAAGCGUCGUCUCCUGAAGAUCAUCACUACCUUGGUAGUGGUUUUUGCUUUCUGCUGGACACCUUUCCAUGUGCUGAAGAGCAUGGAUGCGCUGUCAUAUCUAGACCUGGCGCCCACCUCAUGCGGCUUCCUAAACUUUCUGCUUCUGGCUCAUCCGUAUGCCACAUGCCUGGCGUACGUCAACAGCUGCCUCAACCCGUUCCUCUAUGCCUUCUUUGACCUGCGCUUCCGCUCGCAGUGCCUGUGUCUGCUGAAUCUGAAGAAGGCCAUGCAUGGGCACAUGAGCUCCAUGUCUUCAACCCUCAGUGCCCAGACUCAAAAGUCGGAGGUGCAGUCGCUGGCCACCAAAGUGUGAGGGAACGAAAUGAGAAGAACAGAAAUCAUGAAGUUGAAGAAAAAAAACAUUGGGUUGAGGGGUUAAAAAGGUGG
Sinocyclocheilus anshuiensis is the source of this 1307-nucleotide messenger RNA. Its product is annotated as apelin receptor A. Gene Ontology annotation, cellular component: membrane; external side of plasma membrane. Gene Ontology annotation, molecular function: C-C chemokine receptor activity; C-C chemokine binding. The record is from RefSeq and is a predicted model, not a curated record. Gene Ontology annotation, biological process: positive regulation of cytosolic calcium ion concentration; neutrophil chemotaxis; calcium-mediated signaling. The coding region runs from base 151 to 1233 and encodes 360 amino acids. Lineage: Eukaryota; Metazoa; Chordata; Actinopteri; Cypriniformes; Cyprinidae. The transcript has 2 exons.